Molecule: messenger RNA, 1323 nt
Organism: Parastagonospora nodorum SN15
Lineage: Eukaryota; Fungi; Ascomycota; Dothideomycetes; Pleosporales; Phaeosphaeriaceae
Exons: 3
Coding region: 1-1323 (440 amino acids)
Source: RefSeq, a predicted model, not a curated record
AUGGCCUCAGAACUCUACAGACUGACAGCAACCGAGAUCUCAGCGAAAAUCAAGGUCGGCGAGAUCACAGUUUUGGAUUACGCCAACUCGCUUCUGAAGCGCAUCGAAGCGCGAGAUGAUGCUGUCCAAGCAUGGGCAUACUUCAAAUCCGAGUAUUUGUUAGAGCAGGCAAAGGCGCUGGAUGCCAUCCCAUCAGCUGAGCGCGGCCCUCUCCAUGGUGUCGCCAUUGCUGUCAAGGAUGUUAUUUAUACAAAAGAUAUGCCCACACAGUUCAACUCACCCAUAUAUGCCGGUGACGCACCUAGGGUAGAUGCUGGAUCAAUUGCAAUUCUUCGCAAGGCUGGCGCGCUCAUUGUGGGCAAGACUACCACAACCGAAUUUGCGGCGACAACUACAGGGCCAAAGACACGCAAUCCUCAUGACUCAAAAAGAACGCCAGGAGGUUCUUCGUCUGGCUCUGGAGCUGCGGUUGGUGAUUGCCAGGCACCCAUCGGCUUAGGAACACAGACGGGCGGCAGUACCAUUCGACCCGGCUCCUACAACGGCAUAUAUGCUCUGAAGCCUACCUGGAACUCAAUCACUCGCGAAGGACAGAAGAUCUAUUCACUCAUCUUUGAUACUCUGGGACUUUAUGCUCGCGGUGUCGCUGAUCUUGAGCUGCUGGCUGAUGCGUUCGCGCUCCAAGACGAUGAGCCCGCUCCUACCAACUUCGCUGUCAAGGGCGCAAAGUUUGCGCUUCUCAAAACGAUGGUCUGGCCUCAAGUUGGAUCCGGAACAACCGCUGCGCUUGACAAGGCCGUAUCCCUGCUCCGAGCUCAGGGCGCUGAAGUGGAAGAGAUCUCAUUCCCAUCACAUUUGGACGAUCUGCCAGCAUGGCACCGCUCUGUACUCAACUCCGAUGGCCGUACAGCAUUUUUGCCUGAAUACACCGUGGCCAAAGACAAGAUCUCCGAGCAGCUCGUAGGACAUGUCGAGAACAGCGACCAAAUUUCACGAAAAGAGCAGUUGGAUGCGUUUGAUAACAUUGCUGCCGCGAGACCAGUGGUUGACAAGAUCCUCGGUAAAUAUGACGCAGUUUUAACGCCAAGUGUACCAGACGAAGCGCCGCUGGGGAUCGAGAAGACGGGAAGUGCAGCGUUCUGCUUGAUCUGGACUGCCUUGCACACACCAGUGCUGAACGUGCCUGGGUUCAAGGGCGAGAAUGGCAUGCCGAUCGGCGUUUCUCUUGUAGCGCCGCGCUAUCAUGACAGACGUCUGCUCGCAGUUGGCAAGAGUGUCGGCGCCCUUUUCGAGGCCGAGGGAGGAUGGAAGCGAUCAGUUUAA